UUGGUCUCUCUCUCUCUCCCUCUUGUGAUCUCUCUCUCUCUCCCUCUUUUUGAUUCAAUGUUUAUUCUCUACUUCGCUCCGACGAUUUGAAUCCCUAAAUGUUGAUUGUUAGUUAAGACUGCCACCUGCCACGCAUGAUUGCCGCCAAUUCUCUUCCUGGAACCGUUAAUUGUGGCGCGGGAGGAAUUUCGAGUAAUUUCCGGCGCCGUAUUCUGGUCGGCGGUGGAAGUGUAGGCGAAAUGUCCUGCAUGAACUUGGGAUUCGACUCGAAGACUGCUCAUGGAGAGAGAAGUAUAGUGGGAUUGGUUCAGAGUAUGAAGAUAAGCUGCUUCAAGGAAAGGCCGAGGAAGGGGCAGAAGGUGGAGUUGGAGUCCGUGCGAGGAGGGGAAGAUGUUUGGGAUGCAGCAUCGGUAGAACCAAAGUUGUUUCCGGAGCAUCUCGUGAUAAUGGUUAAUGGCAUCAUUGGGAGUGCUGAGGAUUGGAGAUAUGCAGCGGAGCAAUUUGUGAAAAGGCUUCCAGACAAAGUUAUUGUGCACCGCAGUGAAUGCAACUAUUCAAGAUUAACUUUUGAUGGUGUUGACUUGAUGGGUGAGAGGUUAGCAGAUGAGGUAUGUUCAGUUGUUAGACGCAGACCUGGAGUGCGAAAGAUCUCCUUUGUCGCUCACUCUUUGGGUGGCUUGGUAGCGAGGUAUGCAAUUGGAAGGCUGUAUAAACCUUUUCCGGAAAGGGAGUCAUCAGUUCUUGCUGGGAAUGGCUCAAGCGAGGAACAUUCAAGUUAUUCAGUGCAAAGCCUUGAACAAUCUCUUGAAGGUAGAAUUGCUGGGUUGGAACCCAUGAAUUUUAUAACAUGUGCAACACCUCAUCUGGGUUCACGGGGACAUAAACAGCUCCCAUUCCUCUGUGGCCUUCCUUUUCUGGAGAAAAGGGCAUCACAGACUGCGCAUUGGAUUGUUGGGCGGACUGGGAAACACCUUUUUCUCACUGACAAUGAUGAUGGGAUGCCUCUUCUUCUUCAAAUGGUUAAUGACUGUCCUGACCUAAAAUUCAUGUCUGCUCUACGAUCUUUUAAGCGCCGUGUUGCAUAUGCCAAUGCAAACUAUGAUCAUAUGGUUGGCUGGAGGACAUCAUCAAUCCGCCGUCAACAUGAGCUACCAAAGUCCAAUCUUCUCGUAAAACACGAGAAGUAUCCACACAUUGUGUAUAUUGAGGGAGAUACAGCUACAGACAUGAACAGAAGAUCAUCUUCUCGUGUCGGGGAUGAGACAGUUGACAUGGAAGAGGAGAUGAUAAGAGGUCUCACUCAAGUUGCUUGGGAACGAGUGGAUGUUAGCUUCCAGAAAAGUAGACAAAGAUAUAUUGCACACAGUACCAUUCAGGUGAAGAGCUAUUGGUUGUGUUCAGAUGGAGUGGACGUGGUUUUUCACUUGAUUGAUAACUUCCUUCUCUAGUUCCAGUACAGAUUCUUGGUGCCUCUGUAUGGUGAAUCAUUGGUGAUAGCUUAGAUUGCUUGUUCACUUGUAAGUGUGUACGUUAUCGGUUUUCUUGCGCAGUGUGAGUGCUUUUACACAAUUAACUAUGUGUUGUAUGUCAGCUAUUCUUUACUGUAAUCAUACUCUUAUGAUUUUCAUCCUUGAUUUCCUCGGUGUCAGUUCAUUGCUGACCUAUUCAAUCAACUUUGCAAGUGACAAAUCUCAUGUAAAUCUAUUAUUAUUUUAAACUGCAACCAGUGCAACCCGGUGAAA
This is a messenger RNA of Telopea speciosissima, 1742 nucleotides long. RefSeq lists its product as uncharacterized. The coding region runs from base 135 to 1448 and encodes 437 amino acids. The record is from RefSeq and is a predicted model, not a curated record. NCBI's taxonomy places the organism in Eukaryota, Viridiplantae, Streptophyta, Magnoliopsida, Proteales, Proteaceae. The transcript is spliced from 11 exons.